ACAAGAUUAUUUAAAAAAAUUUAGUUAUAAUUCUAAAACAAAUACGACUAAUAAUGACUUCAUAUUCGUUCUAAAUGACCUAAUUAUUAUAUAUUGCAAAGUAAAUAAAACUAUUAUCAUAACUCACACUCAAUUUUGGGAAAGUUUUAAAGUUGGUAAAUUACAAAAGGACAUAUAUUCACAUUAUCAUAUCCUAAAAUUAUUACCAUCACCAUCUAAUGAUAUUCAUACUAUAACUCUAAAUGUAAAAAAUCGAGAAAGUAGUUCUAUUCAAGUAUUAUUAUGGGGUAAUGAAAAUGUAUUUUACACAAAUAUACCCUUUAUCCAAGAAAUUCGAGAUUUUUAUUUAAGACAAGAUGAUCAAGCUUAUAUAAGUGAAAGAGCAUGUGAAUUAAAGCCUAUUGGGGAUGUACAUAAAGAUACUUUAAAUUAUACUUUAAAAAAUAUAUUCUCAAAUGAUGAAAAUAAGCAAUACAUUGUAAAAUGUGAUUGGCUAAACUUUUAUAACCAUAGUUUUGUAUGUAAACUAACUAAGCAAAAUAUAUUUUGCAUUUAUUCAUUAAAUUACCCAAAUUUUCCCAUAUAUUUUUGCAAUAUAAUGAACAUCAAUUUUGUUGAUAAUAUUGGGGAUCCUAAUAAUUCAAUAUCUGAAACUAGCACUCAUAUAUCUAGCCUAAAAAUAUCUGAAGCAUUAGGUGAAACUUAUAUAGAUUUUGUAGUAGGCCCUGAUUUAAUUACCACAGAUGUUGAAAACAAUUCUUCUUAUACCUUAUUGUUUAUGAAAGCUGAUGGAACAAUUCUAAGUCUAUAUUUAUACCUUCCAUAUGCAUAUGCAGGGCUUGAUAGUUUUGGCAAUACUUUUACAAAGAAAAAUGUUUCCAAUAUUUUUUACUCACAUUUUUAUAAUCUCGAUAUAACUCCUACAGGAAAAGAAAUAGAUGACAUAAAUUUGGAGUAUCACUCCAUGAUUUAUCUACCUUCAAUAUCCCCAAAUAUAUUAGUCCUAUGUCAAGUAGAUUUUGAGUUAUCAUCAAAUGUGAAUGGCAAUAUUCAAGAUGAGAACUCAUCUUAUUCAGAAGACCAUUAUAAUUGUAUUUUUAAACACUGUGCAUUAAUACCCUCAUUAAAUAAGAAUCAUUCUAGGGACCCUCCUCUAUCCGAGUCAUUAAUAACUUAUCAUGCUUACAUUUUUGAUACUGUUAAAACAUUUAUUCAACCAUCGAUAAAGCUUUUCCCAUUUUGCCAUAAUAACAAUUCUCAUUCUAACAUAUCACCACUUUACCCCGUAGGCUAUUUAGUCAUUCAACCUAGUUGCGGCAUAUCCAUGUUCCAUUUUCCUUGGAUUACCAAAAUACAACAACUCAAUAGCAUGUUUAGCCUAAAUUCUGGGAAAUUAUUUCAGGACAAAAAUGCUGCCAGGGAUGAAAGAUUAUAUCUUAUAGCCAAAGAAGUUUCUAAAUCUUCUAGUCUGGAAAUACUAAUUGAUUUUAAAUCUAAUUGUAAAAAUGAACAUAAUUUCUUGAAUGGAUUUGAUAUAAAUUUUGUUCCAUUGGCAGGUAAUUUUUCGAAGGAUACAAAAAAUACUAUGGUUGAAAUAUAUAUUCUAGAUUCCAAUUCGUGCUUGAAACAACACACUUUCGAUGCUGGAGAAUACAUGAAUAAAGAUAAUUCGACAUUUUUGCAAAGUUUAGCCACCCAUUUGGAAGAUCAGAAUGAACUUUCACUCAUAGUGAAGGACCAGCUGAUGAAUACCGAACAAUUCCAGAACCAUACUAUGUUAUUCGGAAAGGGCAAAAAUGGAAGAUUAGAUGUAACUAAAUUGAACCAAGCUUUGGAUGAUUUGUUAGUCAAGAAAAAGGACUUAUAUCACGUGAUGGCUUCCCAGCAAACUAAGCGGGAUGAGAUAUCGAAAGCGAUGGAAGCGUUGCGAGCUAAACUGCUCAAGAGUCAGGAGAGAUGGACAUUUUUACAAGCAAAAAUAGGGUCCUUUAAAGCUAGAGUCACAGUUGUUUUCCGAAAGAUCGAAUUCUUUGGCCCCUCCGCUGAUGAUAAGGAUACUGUUAUCAACACGCACGAGAUCAAAAGAACGCUCCAACAACUGUCCUACAAAAUGAAUUACCUGUUAUUUCCUUUAGUCAAUAAAUUGCAGGACAUGGACGUUAAGCUCGAAAUGGCGAACCUGCAACUGGGAUUGGCUUGCAACAAACAGGAAAAGGGAAACGAGAAAAAGGAUAAGACUAAAAUGUCUAAAAAUGUCGGAUCCGCCUAUUCCCCCCAAAACGUAGAAAUAUUUCGAGGAAUGGUCGAGGAACAAAACGAACGUAUCAAUGCCCUCUUGAACAGAAUGCGCAAAUUGGGCACGUGACACGAGGUUAUAUCGUAAAAAAAAACAUACGCGUUACGUCUAAAUUCAAUCAUUCUGGUUCCCACGAAAUAAGCCUUCGCGCUUCUUCUAAAGAAUCGUAAAUUAAAUGAUAAUUAGAAUAUUUGCAAAUUAAAUUAAUUUACACAUAUAUAUUUUUUUUAUAAAAAAAAAUAGAAAUAGUCGAAGAAAUUUUUUUUUUAAUAUUUAAACAAUAAAAAAUUCGUAUACUGUAAA
Gordionus sp. m RMFG-2023 is the source of this 2599-nucleotide messenger RNA. RefSeq lists its product as uncharacterized. The record is from RefSeq and is a predicted model, not a curated record. NCBI's taxonomy places the organism in Eukaryota, Metazoa, Nematomorpha, Gordioida, Chordodea, Parachordodidae. Bases 599 to 2365 code for a protein of 588 amino acids. The transcript is spliced from 2 exons.